Molecule: messenger RNA, 2661 nt
Organism: Auxenochlorella protothecoides
Lineage: Eukaryota; Viridiplantae; Chlorophyta; Trebouxiophyceae; Chlorellales; Chlorellaceae
Product: Chromosome transmission fidelity protein 18-like protein
Exons: 14
Coding region: 1-2661 (886 amino acids)
Molecular function (GO): ATP binding; ATP hydrolysis activity
Source: RefSeq, a predicted model, not a curated record
AUGCCCUCUCUAUCUCCAGAGGCCAAGAGGGGGCGCUGGGUGCCUGACGGGGGAGCUGCAUCGAGCCUCACCACCUUCACGGAGGGCGAGCUGGAUGAUGAUGAGCUCCUGCGCCUGGCAGCAGAGAGGCUGCCAGAGUCCCAGAUCGCACCGGGGCUGCAUGACGUAACUGCCAGCGAGCUGCAGAUGCUGGGGGAUUGCACCCCCGCCUCACAGCCGGACUUUGAGGCUGAAGCCCAGGAGCUGCUUGCGGAUGCAGGCAUUGAUGCAACUGAGGCCGCAGCCACGCUAGAGCUGGCCGCUGGCAGAAAACCAGUCCAUGGACCAGAGGGCGAGGAGAACCUCAUCCCCCUGCGUCCCCACAUUCCGCCAUCCCUGAAUGCCCUAGACGUCCCAGGCCAGGUCAUGCCAGUCACGGAUGGCAGCGGGAAACGAGCGUACUGCAGCCUAGAGGAUGUGCAGAACACUGGACAAGGGCGUGCGGCGCUGCAGGCGAGGUCGGGCACGCUGCUGGCGCGGCCCUACUCCCUCCUCCUGCAGGACAUCGAGGCGGGGAGGGUGGAGCGAGCCAGGCGGGCUUCGAAGCCGAGGACGCUGUGGGCCGAUAAGUAUGCCCCCACCGCCUUCAUGGACCUCCUCAGCGCGGAGCAGAUCAACAGGGAUGUGGUGCGCUGGCUCAAGGAGUGGGAUGCCUGCGUGUUUGGGCGCGCGGUGCCGCCGGCCCCGGCUGCCAGGUCCGGCGCAAACAGCAUGGGGCCGGCCGCCGCGCCCGACCCUCUGGGCCGCCCGCAGCACAAGAUCAUCCUGCUGGCUGGCCCCCCGGGGCUGGGCAAGACCACGCUGGCCCACGUGGCGGCGGUGCACUGCGGCUACCGGCCGCUGGAGAUCAACGCCAGCGACGACCGGAGCGCGGGGGCGCUGGGGCCGCGCGUCGCGGCGGCCGCCACCAUGCGCUCGGUGCUGGCCGACCGCCGGCCCAACUGCAUCGUCGUGGACGAGAUCGACGGCGCGCUGGGCGGCGCCGAGGGCGCGGGCGCGAUCGCCGCCCUGCUGCGCAUAGCCGCCGACGCGGCGUCCAGCGACGGCGAGAGUGACGGGGAGGAGCACCCAGCGCCUGCGGGGCCGGAGAAGCGGCCCAAGGGGCGCGGGAAGGCCCCGGGGCCCCUGCUGCGGCCCAUCAUCGCCAUCUGUAACGACCUGUACUGCCCCGCGCUGCGCCCAUUACGCGACGUCGCCCGAGUCUUCCACUUCCGCAAGCCCACGACGGAGAGGCUGGCCCAGCGCCUUGCCUACCUCUGCGCCUGCGAGGGCCUGCGGUGCGAGAAGAGCACGCUGCGCACGCUGGCCGAGAUGGCGGAGUGCGACGUGCGCUCGUGCCUGAAUACGCUGCAGGUGGCCCCGGAGAGGGGACAGACGCAUGUGCGGUUGCAGGACUUGAAGGGACUGUCACUGGGUCAAAAGGAUGUCACCAAGGGUGCAUUCACGGUGUGGCAGGACCUGCUGCAACACAAGCCGCCGGCCGCCAUUGCUGGGAGGGCGUCUGAGGCACCUGCAGCGCGACAGUCUCGCCUGCUAACCCUGCUGCAAGAUUUUGGGGAGCACGAUCUGGUCCUCAGUGGCGUGCACGAGAACCUCCUGUCCCUCCGCUACUUUGACCUGGCAUGCUCCAGAACCGCCUGGGCCCUAUUUGCCCUCUGCGACGCUGACAGGCUCCUGGGCAGCUGCUAUGCUUCCGGUAGCUGGGGCGCAGCCCGGUAUGUGCCUGCUGCCCUCCUCUCCGCCGCAGGGGAGGUGACCAGCGUCGAGAGGCCUGCCAUGGUGUGGCCAAAGAGCGGAGCGGAUGCAAGGCGGAAGCAGGCGGGGCAGGCGGCGCUGCUCAGAGCCUGGCGGUGUGCCAUGUCGCCGCUGGGUGCCGCCUGCCAUGCCCCCCGAAGCCUGGUCCUGGACAUCGCACCGAUGCUGGGGAGAGUCACCGCCCCCCCUUUGCGCCCUGUGGGCCUGCGGCUGUUCAGCAGCGCUGAGUCAGCAGCCCUGAACCAGGUGGUGGCCCUGAUGCUGGCCCUCGGCCUGAAACCUGCCCCACAAGUGGAGGACGACGAGGAUGAGAAUGCCGAUGGGGAGGAGCGGGAGGCACAUCAGGGCCUGGCAUCCUCCUCGGGCCGACCCAGGCAGGCCCACACCUUGCGAUUCCAGCCGCCGGUGCACUCGCUGGCCAGGUUCCGGGGUCAAGCCGCAGCCUGCCCUGUCCCGAGCUGCCACCCCGCCACCUGGCAGACCCUGCAGCAGGCACUGGACAUGGAGGCCAUCCGCAGGGCGGAGGCAGGGCGCUUGGAUGCCGGGGACAAGGGAAGUGCGAGGAGCGACGCGGUCGCUGCCUCCCGGGAGGAUACUCCGCCGGGGCUGGGCCCUGGCCCCACACGACACGUGGUGCCCCUGACCCUGGCCGAACGACUCCAGCUCGCCAAGACGGCGCCGUCUGCUGCCCUCAAACCCCAGCGGAGCAUGAGUUGGCUGGAUGGCCUCAAGGAAAGGAAGCGUCCCAUGGGACGACAGACGGUGGGAGGAAAGGACGGCGCCGCUCCCCAUUCGGUGCUCUACUGCUUCCACGAGGGGUACACCAACGCCGUCCGGCGCCCCGUCCGCAUGGCUCACCUGCUGUGA